GCCGUUAAAAAAAUCCAGGCCGGACUCAAGAACGACAUUCCAUCGUCCUUUUUUCCGGCCGAUUUGGCAAAUGUAGUUUUGGGCCGCCUGCCGAUUUUGAUUUUCGGGAUUUCAGAAGCAGAGUGCCAGCUAGAGAAGUGGAUGUGGAUGGACUAAGAGUGAGUGACUGACCAAGAACUUGAGACGACGAACAUGGAAGGUAAAUGAGGAAGAAUUCUCAGUCGUUCCUGUUUGGUGAUCUCGAAGAGAUCUCUUUCUGGUCCUUCUUGGGUGAAGCUUGUGAAUUAGUUCUUCGGGCUUUAAGUGGCGUAAUCGUGAGAGCGGAGUGUCCCCACAUAUUAAUCGGCAAUUGGAGAUCGGCCGGUUGAGCUCAGGCGGGCAGCGGAAGUUGCGUAAGAAGCCAUUUUCCCGACCAAAUUUGUCGCUACAGCCAGCAACCAGAAACCAACAAGCAGUGAAUGUUCAAGUGGUGGAAAUCGAAUUGUGGUCGGAUAUGGAGUCACGCCACUGGGCCUGAGACAUGAGACCAAAAACAUUGUCGAUCCAUAUUUUGAAUUGUCUGCUUCUGACAGUCUAAUCGACUCUGAAAAUCGUCACCAAUCGUCGUGACCUCUUUUGAGAUCGAGUUUCUUGGACGACAAGCUUCAUAAGUUAAAGGAAAAAAAGAGCAGCAGAGAAGAUCUUUUGUAGAGGCGCAAAAACUUAAUCAGCUCCUUAAUUCUUGACUCCCAGACAGACAUCAUCUAAUGGUGCUAGUCGCCCCAUUCUCAGGCCCAUUUUUCAUAAGCCUACUACACUCACAAUCUCAUUUCAUCAGCAAUUUAUAUCAGCGAAACAUCUUGACAAGUGGUCUCCUUCAGUCAAGUCAUUCACAUCCUCGACUCCUCCACUCAUUCUCUGCAGAGUCCAGACAGUUGUGAAUUAUUAGUUCAUUUGAUUUCCCCUUGGCGUCUCCCCGUUCAAUCUGAUCAUCAUAUUUUGGGAUCCAUAGUCCACGUAUGACGUCCAUGGAGUCUUUCAUACACUCUCACAACAACAGCAAAAAAUCUCCGAGCUGUUUAAAUGCAACGCCAUAUUUGAACACGCUUAAUCAAGCAGGGUUGGGCAAGAACGGAAUGAAGCGCUAAGAACUGGUCGCUCGGUCGAUGGGUCGCGUCUCAAGCCAUAUUUGUAAACCAUGCGGAGGUUUUUCUCAGAAUACGUCGCCAAUGGACGCUAUAUUCGGCCCUUGCCCAGUAGGAUAGAUGCUGCCAACCUUCUGGCACACAAAUCCCGUUCACAUCGUGUCUACUCGUCCUCGUCAAAGAGCAAGCCGCCCACCCAAAACCCAAAGUUGUCAGCCAAGAACCGCCUCAAGUCAAUCCUCUCUGAAAAGUUUUCAUUUAAAAUGGGCUCUCGCUCUCGUUCUAUGGGGGUUUGGACAACUCCCAAGGCAGAAAAUAACCCCGAUCCAUAUAAGGUACCCUCGCGUUCGUCAAGUGUUGUGCAGUCGAAAAUUCCUAAAUGGCCCCAAAAAGGCUUGAGAGCGAAGUCAAACAAUUCCGUCGAACCCAAGCAGAAGGAGGAGCGAAGAAGAUCUAUGGUCUUCAUCCACGAAGUUGUGGACCGAGUUGGUAGGGCUCUGAAGAGGCCAGGAGGGGGUAAUAAUCAGAGCAAAUCCCCCCUCAUCAUCCCAACUGAAAGGGACAGGCAACAACAACAACCAGAGGCCAAGGAGAGAGAGGAAUUCUUGGGCUUAGCCAAAAAUGGACUGACGAGCCAUCAAGUGAUUCCAAAACGGACAUCUGCCCCAUUUCAACCCCAGGAUUCGGCCAUUUAUCCGAGUUUACGGUUACCACACUUGAAGCCUUUCAAUGAUUCUUUGAGGUCCAAUUCAAAAAUGACCAUCCACAACGAGAACCCGCCCCGUGGAGUGAAUAGCCCCGUGGAUCAUCAGAUGUCAUUUUCGUCCUCAGGCGGCGACCCUGAUUCCGACGCGGAAGACGACCCUGGACAGCUCCUAAAUGCCUGGUUGGGGCAUCUGAAUACUCUGAACACGGACUUGGACCAAUUGAGACCUUUAAAUGACCAGACCGGCAGUGGCGACAAUACGAAACAGUCGUCCAGCGUGGUUCGUCGUAAGCCCAAAGCCCCCCAAGACCGAGCACUUCAAAACCAAUAUCGGUGCUCUCUCAUCAAUUUAGAAAAUACACAAGAUGAGGAGCUAGAUGCGAUUCUCGACGAGCUGAACGUGCUUGGCACACAAUUCGACGAAGAAAUUGCUGUGGUAGACAAGCAAAUGACUGCCUUGUCAGCACCUGAUUCGACUCCAUCCUCUUCAAAGGUCCUUAAUGAGAAGGAAGGGUCCUCGGGUUCAUCGAGUAGCGGCCUUCACUCCCGGUCAGACUCGGGAGGGUCCGUAGAUGCAAGCGGUAAACCAUCCUCAACUAAUCAAAAUGGCAAUCAAAACGGACCUAGCCGGCUCCCGCCGGGUCAAAGAACCGAUAGUCCCGAUAAUGAUUCGGCGUUUUGUGACAACCUCUCAAUGUUGUCCAGUUGUUCGGCCUCGUCAAGCUCCCGGACGGACCAAUCGAAAUCGUCUAGCGGGGUCUCUAGCACGACAUCGCCAACCUCCUCCACCAGUCCCGACGAGGAGGCCAGAAUCAUCAAAGCCGAGAAGAUGAAGUUGGCCAUCGAGAAGAUCAAAGAAGCCUCCAUUAAGAAAGUUUUCAUUAAAGUGUUCACUGCGGAUGGUUCUGCAAAAUCUUUGCUAAUCGACGAACGCAUGAGUGUAGGACACGUGACAAGAAUUUUAGCCGAGAAGAACCACGUGAAACUCGACCCAAAAUGGACCUUGGUGGAACUGGUCCCCGAUCUCUACAUGGAAAGGGUUUAUGAAGACAAUGAAAACUUGGUCGAGAAUUGUCUCAUGUGGAAAAUGGACUCAAAGAACACCCUUUGGUUCAUCGAACGACCCGAGAAAUUCGAUCUCUUUGUUCGACCGGAACUGUAUUUAUUGGGAACGAGCUCGUCCCAAAAAGGCGAGCUACUGGAAGAGCAUUCCCGGCAAGAGCUUUUGGAGGAAUACUUUUCAAGCUCUGGAGUAGGUGCCCCUGAGUUGGAAGGAUUCGUCUGGCUGAAAUCUGAAAGCAAGAAGGCUUGGAAAAAACACUACUUUGUUCUCAGAUCUUCUGGUCUCUACUAUGCUCCAAAGGAUGGCAAAAAGUCUUCGAAGGACCUCAUUUGUCUCUCCACUUUCGAUGUGAACCAAGUUUACUUUGGUGCAGGAUGGAAAAAGAAGUACAAAUCUCCUACGGAUUUUUGCUUCGCCAUUAAGCAACCUCAAAUUCAGGCAAAGGCUCCAAAAUACAUCAAGUAUCUUUGUGUGGACUCUGACAGAGAGCUUCAACAAUGGGUAACAGGGAUCCGGAUCGCCAAGAAUGGCCGACAAUUGUUCGACAAUUACCGAGCCAUCGAAGAAGAAAUCACUCACGCAGACAUUGACCUUUUGACCUCCAAAAGAUACUCUGUCAAUUCGCCAAAUAGUCUUCAGAUCCCGUGUCCUCUUGGCACAAAUGGAAGAUCUCAAAACGACUCAUCGAGUCCUGCCAGAACUCCAUCAUCAGAGAACAAGAGCCUGGAUUCAGCUUUGUCGAGUGGGAUUGUCUCUGACAUGUCCCAAUGCUCCGGACUUCCGAGUUCCUCAUCAUCCAGUGCUUCAUUUCAAAACAGUUGCGAAGGAUCGUCAGAGACUUCAAGCUCCCAGAAUACCCCGGUAAACACGAUUGAACGAGGUGGAUUACGAAGAUCCAUGUCAAGAACGUCCAAGUCUUCCUCUAGCAGUGGAUGCUUGAGCGACAAAUCUAGUCUACCUGGAGGUAUCGAACACGGUUUCGAGAGUGACUUUCCAGCGGGUGGAACAAUAAAAAAGAGACCAACCGUCAGUCCCCGUAUACCACUGACGUCAACCACUUGGGGUAUGGUACGGGAUAGUGAUGAAGAGAGUAAUGACCCAACCACACCCAACGUUCGAGUUGGUGGGGGAGGCACCCUGUUGAGAAGUGCAGUUCGUCAAAGCUUCCGGAAACAUUCAAGGUCAGGAUCCGACAUGGGACAGUUGAUCCGCACGAUGGGCUCUGAAUCCCCGAUUCCAAAUCAAACUGUCAUGGCUGAAGUUCAUCAGCAUCCUUCAGACAUUGAUCCCAUGAGUGCUGAAUUUGAAUCAAGCUUUGGCAACGAUGCCCUAGAGACAUCACUUCAUGAAGAUUUACCACUGCCCCCUCCACCCCGAGAUGAGAGCCUGGAUCGGUUAAGCCAAUCCACAAUGGAUGAUUUACCACCUCCACCUCCUGAAUUGAUUCCAGAAAUCAAUCUCCCUCAUCACCGACCGCCAUUGCCACCUACUUUGAGCAAUUCCAGACUCCCACCCUCUGGUCGACCCGCUUGCGUCCCGCUUCCUCCAUCCUUGAAAAAGUUCUCACCUUCUCCAUUGUCAUUACCCAAACGAUUGGGAAACACAACGAGAAGAAUUUCCUUCGAUGACAAUGUGCAACUGAUUGACGACGACAGUCUCUCAUUCCAAAGAGCCCCCAAUCCCAACAAGCUCUACCCAAAUGGUGCUAAUUGCAGUGAAGCAGCUCCGCCCAAAGAGUUCAUUAGUCACCUUCAGCAAGUCAUGAACAAAAAGUGGCAGAUUGCCGAGAAAUGUCGUGUCAACACACAUACCACGCCCCAACAGGUUCUGGGAUUCCGGGACGACGUCCAGCAUAUAGUUGGGACACCACAAGAUUAUGGUCGUGACGAAUCUGUGGGGGCCUGGGUGCUCCAGAGCCAGCAGUUUGCUCCCGAACCCGGUACCAUGAGUGAGCCCUUGUACGCCAUAGCGUCCAAGAGCACCAACCCAAAUCAGUCUCCAUGCCACUAUGCCCCCUCCAAUGCCCCCGCGCAGAUUCCAGGAGGUCGGCCAGUAAUUUUGAGAGAGCCAACACCCGAAUUUGAUCCCUAUUCGACCUUGCAAGAGGUUCGGAAUGGCCAUGAAACUCCGGAGAGGAAAGAUGUCUCCAAUUACAGCACGAUCAAUUUUGUUUCUCCCCCCGGGAUGAUGAACCGAAUGUGCCCAUCACCUCAACUCUCGCCAUCACAUCGAGGCUCGUUCCGAUCAAAGGCUACACCACCGCCUCCACCACGAAGAAGUGAAAAUACACAAUUGUCCUGCAACCCACCAUCCCUUAUGUGAAGACACUUGGAAUGGGAGUUGUGUUGAGGGUACAUUGAUCGUCAAUGUAUCGUAUUGAUACUGUGAUAAGCCUCGUCGAUGCAUUACUGUAACUCGUAAAUUUAUACCCAAUUGUUCCUUUUUCACGUCGUGCUCUAAGCGAUUGGGCCAUUUUGUUCAUGUAAUCAUACUAUUUAUGAAGCCUUUUGCCAAAUCUAACAAAAUGUUCUCAUUACUUUUCCCAAUGGUGCCAAUAUCAGGUUCAAAGACAUGAAUUGAAAUACAUCGUUUAGAAUACGAUAAA
Molecule: messenger RNA, 5498 nt
Organism: Tigriopus californicus
Lineage: Eukaryota; Metazoa; Arthropoda; Copepoda; Harpacticoida; Harpacticidae
Product: abnormal cell migration protein 10-like
Exons: 5
Coding region: 1178-5215 (1345 amino acids)
Biological process (GO): signal transduction
Source: RefSeq, a predicted model, not a curated record